AAAGGAAUUGCAAUGGGGAGCAGGAGUAGUGAAGAUGAAUCUGAGAAUUCAUACAUACUGUAGAUGUUGCUGUUGGACACCAUCUUCUGCUUUAUCUCUGCAUCCGGAGGCACUAGGACCACGCGGGGAGGCGCAACAUAACGUUUCGGUUAUUGGGCUCGGACGACCUCAAUUUCGCACUACAGAAGUCACCAUUCAACGGAGGACAAGUAUGCUGUCUGAUAUGUUGAAAUAGGGAUCCUUGAAAAGAAGCGUUUGAAGAAACUCUACGCGACAACAGGAAUUGUACUUGCUUUGCUUUGGCGGACCUGUCACGCACCCCAGCAAAAAUCUUCACUGUGGAAAUGGGAGUAAACUUGGAAACUGGGAUACCCGGUGAACUUCCAGAAGAGGAAUCUGUAAUUUGGAUUUAAACAAGUGUUGGUCUUUAUUAACGGAUAUUGAAGUUGCCUACAUCACAGCCAUGGUUCCUAACUGGAGAUUGGGUCUGGCUCAUCCUUGCUGUAUAGGCCUGUUGUUCUUACUCCUCCUGCCCAGCUCUGUUUCAGUGAGAGAACCUCGCCAUCAGUCCCACAUCCACCGCACCUUACUGAAACCCCAUGCCACCCUCCCUCUGUCCCGCUCCCGAUUCAGCGCCAAAACUCAGCUGGACUUCACCACUCACUGCAACGAGAGCUGCUACCACAAAGCAGAAGACCUGGAUAAAGAGCACCUAGCUUUUGAAACUCUCUAUGCAGACGGCUCCCGAACUUUGACCACAGUUGAUCUGGAUGAAGUCGAUGUUGAUCCUCCUCCCAGGCAGCUCACUUCUAGACGCAAGCGGCUAAAACGACAGAUCUAUGGUGCAGACGGGCGCUUUAACAUCCGUGGUGACCACUUCCUUCUGGACUACCCGUUCUCCACAGCCGUCCGCAUCUCCACCGGCUGCACUGGAGUUCUUGUGUCUCAGCAGCAUGUCCUGACUGCCGCCCACUGCGUGCAUGAUGGGAAGGAUUACGUCAAGGGAGCCAAGAAACUUAGGGUGGGUUUUCUAAUCCCUCCAUCAGUCAACGGCACGAGGCCGGGUCAGGCUCCAGUGAAGAAACCCCUGGUGCGCUGGGUGAGAGUUAAACGCACACGGGUGCCUAAAGGCUGGAUUCAAGGUCCUCAAGAGGUCAGCAUGGAUUUUGACUAUGCUCUUCUUGAGCUGCGUUGGCCUCACAGGCGUCCCUUCAUGCGAUUAGCUGUAGCACCAACCUCAGACCACUUAGCUGGUAAACGCAUUCACUUCUCUGGCUUUGACAGCGACCGUCCUGGGGAAUUGGUGUAUCGAUUUUGUCCGGUGGAGGAUGAGUCCAACGAUUUGAUCUACCAGCACUGUGAUGCACGUCCUGGUGCGAGCGGCUCUGGCGUUUAUGGUCGUGUGUGGGAUGACAUUUUAGAGCGAUGGGAGCGGAAGGUCAUCGGGAUCUUCUCAGGCCAUCAGUGGCUGGAAAUCAAUGGCGAGAAUCGCGACUACAACGUGGCCGUUCGCUUCACUCCGCUGAAGUUUGCUCAGAUCUGUUACUGGGUUCAUGGAAAUAAGGUGGACUGCAGUCAGGACUGAGGAAAUGGGGAGAUCAGUGGAGGAAAUAGGACAUUCCUAAUUUUAGAAACUGCACUUUACCGUGUUUUACGGGUGAGGCUACUGAAUCUGAGACUAAAGAAGGUCUACGGUUGGUAGAACACUACCCACAGGCUUUUGACUUUAGAGAUGUAUCAAUAUGGAAAUCUUGGUGGAUAUUGAGCAAUCUCUUUAUUCGGAACCAGUAUAUACGCUGAUAAAAAUGAAUCUUGAUACUAAUUUUUCUGAGCCUUACUACAAAACAGAAAUAAAUACAGAGGGCAACUGAGUUCUAAGACUUUAAAUACAAAACACUGCAAGGAAACAUCCUUAUUUUCUCAAGUCCCCUUUUGCUUCAUAGUGGAAAACUCCCACGCUGCAGACAUCUUGUCUUCCCUAGGGCAUAAAUUCUUUUAAAGUGACUUGUGGAAGGCAAUGAUUAGUUUUCUUAUCAGGCUGAUAACGAUAGCUUUAUAAGCAUUAUUGGUCCAUACCAGAACGGCAGUUGAUUUAUUGUGCAUCACUUGGGUUGAGCUGGAACCGUAUUUAACCACUAUCUUUAGUUUUUGCUCACUAUACUGCCAAUGUUACACAGCUUUAGUCUGAUCGAGGCCGACAACACUGUAGAUUGAUGUUCAGUAGACAUCUGAUCUCUGUUAUAUAUGAUUCUCUCAGUCUUUCUUUCUAUACAGGUCACACUUCACACAUGCUUCAAAUUUUUGUUUGCACUUUUAGAUCGUAGAAUUGAAAAGGGUUUUCCUUUCUCCUCUCACUCCCUGGGAAUCGGUUAAUGCUAGGAUUAACAGAGUUUAUUUGAUCACCAAAGCCUUUACGAUUGUUUGCUUUUCGGUCUGUAUGAACAUGUUUCCAUGUCACACUGUGGAAUCUCAGUCAUUAAUGCCAGACUACCUGAUAAGUCUGGCCUCUUUAAAAAUGUACAUACACACAAUGACUUGUACAGAGUUUGAGCCAUUGGGUGACCGAGCCACACGAACAAAAAAGUUUAGAAUGUAAACUCACAGGUUGCCUUUUAACAUGCCAAACUUACAAUCAGUUUUGCAGAUUUUGUCUUAGGGAUCAGAGAAAUCUUUUAGGGUUUACCAAUUCUCUCUCAGAUUAAAUCAUAGCCAAAAUCCUCUGGUGAAACAAUCCUUGAACAUGGAAUAUUGUGAAAUAUGAUCACUUGAGGUGUAGCGAUUGUUAAAUUGAGAGUGCUAAUAGAUUUUCACAGUAUAUAUAUUUAAAGCAUGGAUUAAUAAUAAUAAACCUUAAAGUUAAUGCAUACAUUCAAAUAUAUAACCCAUGACUACAAUUCACUCUACCAUUGAUUUCCAAGACAGAUGAAGACUGCGUAUUGGUAGCAUUAUAGUAUGUGAUGGAAAAUAAUGUUCUAUAUUCUUUUAUGUUGGAUUAAUAUAAAGUCGGGAAACUAUUAGAACGGUUGUGGGGUAAUAGUUGAUUAUAAUUAUAUUUUUGGAAAGCUUUUAUUUUAAUAAAGUAAAAAUGUCUGUU
Danio aesculapii is the source of this 3094-nucleotide messenger RNA. It is a transcript of the gene prss23, whose product is annotated as serine protease 23. Gene Ontology annotation, molecular function: serine-type endopeptidase activity. The coding region runs from base 464 to 1585 and encodes 373 amino acids. The record is from RefSeq and is a predicted model, not a curated record. The transcript is spliced from 2 exons. NCBI's taxonomy places the organism in Eukaryota, Metazoa, Chordata, Actinopteri, Cypriniformes, Danionidae. Gene Ontology annotation, biological process: proteolysis.